Messenger RNA from Megalops cyprinoides (Indo-Pacific tarpon), 3256 nucleotides. RefSeq names its product cell division cycle 34 homolog (S. cerevisiae) a (gene cdc34a). Gene Ontology annotation, molecular function: ubiquitin conjugating enzyme activity. Bases 438 to 1166 code for a protein of 242 amino acids. The record is from RefSeq and is a predicted model, not a curated record. NCBI's taxonomy places the organism in Eukaryota, Metazoa, Chordata, Actinopteri, Elopiformes, Megalopidae. The transcript has 5 exons. Gene Ontology annotation, biological process: protein polyubiquitination; ubiquitin-dependent protein catabolic process.
UAGUAGCAGCUGCAAAUUGGAGAGGGAGAGAUAUCUCUACCCAGCCGGACGUCCGUUCAUUUAUUUAUUUAUUUUUGUUGUUUACUUUAUUUCUACACCAGAUUACAUUUCUUCUUAUACAUAGUUGUUAGAAUCUGGCUCGGAUUUGUUCUGGACACAUUUGUCUGCUUCGGGAGCUAAACGAGGGAGAAAGCAGACGACAGAUUCGUGAGGACACCUAGCCUAGCGAGCUUCGACGGGUUUUUGGUUGUCAACGAGUGAUUUACGGGUUUGUUUCAUCAUUGUGGAGGACACUAUAAACUGUGAACGUAGGGAGCAAACGAGCCAAAGAAACAAAGGACGUUUCUGUCUAGUUAAUUUAACUCUGUAGCUAGCUAGUUAACUCGGUUUUUCAAAGGCUCGCGGUAUUUAUUUAGCUGGCCAGAUCGUAGCUGAAUAUGGCUCAACAUGGACAUCAUCAUGUAGCGAGUUCCCAAAAGGCAUUAAUGCUUGAGAUGAAAAGUCUUCAAGAAGAGCCCGUUGAAGGGUUCAAAAUAACUUUAGUGGACGAGUCGGACUUGUACAACUGGGAAGUAGCAAUCUUUGGACCCCCAAAUACCCACUACGAAGGGGGUUAUUUUAAGGCCCGCAUCAAAUUCCCCAUCGACUAUCCCUACUCUCCACCUGCCUUCCGAUUCCUCACCAAAAUGUGGCACCCCAACAUCUAUGAGAACGGGGACGUGUGCAUCUCCAUCCUGCACCCCCCCGUGGACGACCCGCAGAGCGGAGAGCUGCCUUCGGAGAGAUGGAACCCCACACAGAACGUCAGGACAAUCCUGCUGAGCGUGAUCUCUCUGCUCAACGAGCCCAACACCUUCUCCCCGGCCAACGUGGAUGCCUCCGUCAUGUACCGCAAGUGGAGGGACAGCAAGGGGAAGGACCGCGAGUAUGCCGAGAUCAUCAGGAAACAGGUGCUGGCCACCAAAGCAGAGGCAGAGCGGGACGGGGUGAAGGUGCCCACCACCCUGGCAGAGUACUGUGUCCGCACCCGGGCGCCCCCCGCCGAUGAGGGCUCCAACCUCUUCUACGAUGAUUACUACGACGACGAGGACCUGGAGGACGAGGACGCAGACGAGGACGGGGACUGCUGCUACGACGAGGACGACUCUGGGACGGAGGAGUCCUGACGCCCCCCCUCCUGUCCCCUGCCGUGCCCUCCCCCUGAACCGAACUAUAUGUACCCUCUAUACAGACCUGCACAGAUCUCCACAGCCACGCCUGCUUCUUAAAUCCACAUCCAGUUAACAAAAAGACUACAGUUUGUGUCCAUGCUUGUGUGUUUAUUUUUAAAUGUUUAUGAGUUGAACAACCCCCUCCCCCCUGCUUUUGACAUACCCCACCACAUACGGUGCACACAGACAUUAAGGCCCAGCUCUUCUCUUUCCACUCUUUGUCAGAGGUUCAGCUGUGAGCUGAAGAAUCAGAGGCUUGGAAUGUGGUGGAGUGAGUGAGUGUUGGUGGGUAUGAGAAGAGCAGCAGAUAAAUCAGUCAAUCAAUCACUGAGCCCAUAAAAAAACUAUACAGAUUUGCCUAAAGCUAAAGUUUUCAAUAAACCUUAUCUUAUACAGUGGUGGUGGUGGAAUCAGAGACUUGUUAUGCAUUGGAAUGUGGAGUGUCCUUUUCUGCCACUCCUGGACAAGCAAGCCUCUCCUCCUGGAAUGCGUAUGAGUUAAGGGAUAACAGCAGGCUCUGUCAGUGAUUCUUAGAAUGUGUUAGAUACCUGGAGUGAUGCACAGGUUAACCAGUCUGCAGCAGUGGGCUUUGAUCUACAGUUAAUGGCUUUUUCAGGUGUUCUUCUCAGACCUCUUAGCUUUGUUUUCAUUUUUUUGGUAUAUAGAUUGUGAAAUGUAUUUUCAGGGGUGCAAAAAAUUUCAGGCAGAAAACAUCAGUUUACAGCAUAGCUAAAUGGUAUCAGUGAAGGUUCUGGGCUUUUCCAGUGUUCCUUUUCCUAACGAAGCUUAUAUUUUAAUCAUUUCUUCCACAUUUAUUUUUGUUACUUAGUAAAUAAUGUGAUUUGUCAGCUAGUCAAGAGGUGUGGUAAUCUAGGGGGUGGCUGUGUGGCAGUCUCAUAGUGACUUAACUAUAUACAGUUUGAAUUGCCACACUUGUGUACCUGGAAAUGUUGAGUCAGGUGUCUCUCUCUGUUUGGGGUAUUUUAAUUUCAAUCACAGAGCUGGAAAACAUGGGAGAGAAAAGGGUUUUGCAAGUUGUGAAGAUGUAUAAAACAUUAUUUGCUGUUUUAGGUCAGUGCAGUGGACUUCCUCACAACCUAACCGAUCAAUGGCAAGCUGGUUCAUUUUUCAUACAGCCUAGUUACUGUGGAUCCUUCAAAAAUGACCCCUUCCCUUGAUUUAAUUUACUGGCUCUCAGAUCACGAUUAGCCAGGUUAUAGCAUCUUUAUAUCCGGCUCCGUUACAGAUCGACAGCAGUAUUUUAAAAAUGUCUCAUUCAUCAAAGUGCUUUAGUUGUGAUCCAGUCCUCACUGACAUUGAUGUGGUAAUUUAAAGUUUCAAGAGAUGCAUGGAAAAGCAAAAGGGAUGAAAGUAGGAAUUGUCUUGCCUCUAAAUGACACAUUUGGGUUGGGGGGGUUUAUUGAAUUUCAGUAGGGUUUCUGCAGCAGAUGGUUCAGGGCUGCUAGCCUGUCCACUGAUGAGUAUUAAUGGUUUUGGAUGUGAUGUAUAAACCCAGUUAUGUGAUUGUGGGUGAAUAAUUUCUAAUGAUUCUCAUUUUUGAAACCCAGUUGAAACAGGUGUGAAAAGGUGGAGGAUUUCAUUGGCUUCUUCCCCACCACUCUUCAGUUUUUCCUCUUUGUGACAUGGAUUUGAGCUAGCAAACAUUUUUUUUCGUUCCCUUAAAAAGGAUAUUUUUAGUGCUCCAAACUGUUUCCUGCAUAAAUGUAGUGUUUUCCUUUGUUGGGUGUCUGGGAUUUAUUUUUUUGUGAAGCUGCAGGUUGAUCAUGUGUUCUCCUGUUCUUUUUUUAUUGCUACCUUUUUAAAAAGGAGUUUUGGGAGGCGGUGCCAGUGAAGGAUCUUCAGCUACACCUUUUGGAAGCUAAAACCUCAGGACAAAAACAAAAAAAAAAUGAACUGACUACAGUUUCUUUUUGUGUGGUCAGGUCCUCUGAAAGAAGCUGGUCCUCCUGUCUCCCCAUCACUGCAGCUUCAGACUGUUUACAAUCUUUGCCCUCAUAUUCAUAUUGAUAUGCACAUGUGGAGAU